This is a messenger RNA of Spodoptera frugiperda (fall armyworm), 3067 nucleotides long. RefSeq names its product atlastin. NCBI's taxonomy places the organism in Eukaryota, Metazoa, Arthropoda, Insecta, Lepidoptera, Noctuidae. The transcript has 13 exons. Bases 179 to 2500 code for a protein of 773 amino acids. The record is from RefSeq and is a predicted model, not a curated record. Gene Ontology annotation, molecular function: GTP binding; GTPase activity.
UGUAGAUAGGAUUAGUAACGUUGUUUAAGUAAGAGUGGUUUGUUCAGAUAAGUGUAGACGCUCGUAGUUGUUGGUUCAGCUUAGUAGUGAGAAACUACAUGAUAUUAUAGACCACUCGAUAAUUACGAGUCGCAUAUAUUAGUACUUAUUAAUUUAUACUCGUACAUUAGGGAGCAACAUGGAGCGCGGCGAGGGCAUACAGGUGGUGAAGCUGGGCGAGCGCGAGGGCGCGGCGCGGUACGAGCUGGACGAGGGGGCGCUGCGCCGCGUGCUGCUGCGCGAGGACGUGCGCGGCCUGCCCGUGGUGGUGGUCAGCGUCGCCGGCGCCUACCGCGGCGGCAAGUCCUUCAUUCUCAAUUUCUUCCUCAGAUACCUCAACGCAUCUCGCAAGAGUCAGCUGGAUGGUACGUGGCUGGGGGAGGAAGACGAGCCUCUGAAAGGAUUUCACUGGCGAGGUGGAUGUGAACGAGAGACCACGGGCAUCCAUCUGUGGUCGGAGCCCAUCAUUACAACCACAGAAAACGGCAAAAAGGUAGCUGUGUUGCUGAUGGACACACAGGGCACCUUCGACUCGGAGACCACGAUCGGUCAGAACUCGACAAUCUUCGCGUUUUCAACCCUCAUCUCGUCCGUGCAGAUCUACAACCUGUACGGUAACAUCAAGGAGGAUGAUCUACAACACUUACAGCUGUUUGCGGAGUACGGCAGUUUGGCGAGCGAGACCCAGGGCAAGACAUUCCAGACGCUUUUGUUCCUCAUCAGGGACUGGACGUAUCCGUUCGAACACCCUUAUGGUUUCACAGGCGGCUCAGCACUACUGUGUAAAAAACUUCAGUUGAACCGAAACGUGAAUCCAGAAUUGCGACACGUCCGUGAACACCUAACUUCGUGUUUCGAAGAUAUCAAGUGUUUCCUCAUGCCACAUCCAGGUCUCACUGUUGAACAUCCAAAUUUUGAUGGCCGUAUAUCUGGCUUGACUGAAAACUUCAGAUCGGCGCUUUUAAAUUUGGUGCCUUCUCUGUUCGACCCAAAACACCUCACUCCAAAGAAAAUCAACGGCGUAUUAGUCUCGACACAAGACUUGUUCGAGUACUUUCAGAAAUAUGUCAAUAUCUUCAACAGUGAUGAAGUGCCCCAAGUGACAAGCAUCUGUCAGGCGACGGCAGACGCGUGUCUGCUGGCGGCGACGCGCGAGGCGCGCGAGCUGUACUCGCAGCACAUGGAAGCGCACGUGCGCGACAACUUCAGUGUCAGCAACGCCACGCUCACUGCCUGGCACGAGGAAGCGCGGGACCAAGCCCUGCGAUGCUUCACAAAGAAGAAGAACCUUAUUCCCUUCGGCAAUAAGACGCAAGACGCAACCCCUCGCUUCUUCCAAGAGGAACUGGAUGCACUCCUUUCACUUUACUUGUGGAAUAACGACAAAAAAGUUCGCGACACUAUGUCCCUUGCUGCACAAGCCUACGAGGCGGCGGUGAGCCGCGUGUCCGCGGAGCACGCGCGGCUGUGCCUGCACCCGCGGGACCUGGACGAGCUGCACGCAGAUGCACUGCGACAGGCACUAGAAGUCUUCAGUGCCUCCAGAGACGUACCCCCAGGCCAAGAAGACGAUAAAAAAUUUGAAUUAACACGUAAGUUGCAGCAACGCUACAAGCACUUGUGCGUCAUCAACGAGCAGAACAACAAGAGUAGCGUGAUGGAGGUACGAGAGGUAUACGUGAGGCGAAUGAAGCUGGAGAUGGACCAGUCGGGCGUCAGCUCCGAGCGACUCUCCACACUGCACCGGGACGCAGUCGACUUCGCUACAACUUCCUUCUACGCGAGGAGGAACCUUCCCACGCGGCGAGACGACGAUCCUCACCUUCAGCGACUUUUGCAGGAAAUGGAAGACUGUUUUGCUGAAUUUAAGCAGGGCAUUGUUAAGAGUAACAGGAUGAUGAGGCAGAUGGCUGAAUAUGCGUACAACAACUACAUAAUGUCGGCGUGGGGCCCGCAGACGUGCUGCUUCCACCCGCGCGCGUUGGAGGACUUGCACAACGAGGCUGUCACUGAAGUCAACAAACAGUUACAUGGAGACGGAAAUGAAGAUGAAAACAAAGCAGCCAUUAUGGAAGUCCUGGCAAGACGUUUCUCUGAACUGAAGAUGACUAACGAGUACAAUAACGAGCGAGCGGUAGAGCAAGCGUUCAAUGCGUAUAUCAUGAAGAUGGACAAGCUCACGCGGCCUUCCGGGGUUUCCGCGUUGGUGUUCGCAUUCUUCACUAUACUCCAGUUUUCUUUGGCUUUCCACCACGAAGAAACCAAGCGAGCUGCAGUGCAAGAGUUUAAUCACAGGCGUCGUGGCACACCGUACGAUCAGGAUCCAUAUUACGACCGCUUGGUGCAGAACAUCGACGCGGCCUAUGGAAACUACAGUAGUCCAGUGAUGACCUUCUUGAGGGAGCUAGGAUUCUGUAGAGACCAAGCUGCAUUACCGGCUAACAAUACUCACAAUGGAUAAUACUUAAUGACCAAUAUGAAUAAGCCACUGUAAUUCUUCAACUUUUUCUAAUUGUAAUUUAUCUGAACUGAGAUGAUAAUUCAUUGUAUAGGUAAUCAUGUCUUCUAAAUAUAUUUGUUUGUUGAUAGUAACUUUGAGUACGGUACCUAAUCAAAUUCUCGGUUCUACUACUACUAUUUAACUUACCUACUGUUCUUUAUUUCUCACUUGUGUGCUGACUCGUCAGCGUAGGCUUCAUUUCAUUAUACAUUAGGCUUUCCCAGAUUUGAAUGCAUAAACUAUGUUUUGUUUAGUAUGGAAACUAGAUUUAGUAAUUAGUUAUGACUAAUCCUAAUUAAUCUUGGUCCUGAUGAUGCCCUUACAUUUUUUUUACCUAACUUUAUAAGAGAUCUAUGUAUUGUUCAUUCCUUGAAAGUAAGUUCAUUCAGGUAUCACUAUCAAGUACAGGAUAUUCAAAGGACCAAUAUUUUAGAGAUCUGUCUCUUUAUAUGGCGUUGAUCGAAAUAUAUUUUAUAUUUUUUAUACUUAGUAAUUUUCAUGAAAAUAUAUUCUGUUUAGUAACGAUAA